AAGGAAAAUCCUUUUCCCGUUAUUAACAUCCUUGUUGUCUGACUUUAAACAUCCACACUGCGGUCUGUGCUCAGUGUCAGCUUUCCAGCCAGACUCUCCUCACAUCCUCGUCUUCCUGCAAGACAUCGCAGCUAACAUCAUGAUGCGCUCAGUCCUCAGUGUCUGUGUGAUGUUUACUCUUCUACUACAAGGUUUGAAUGCACAGCUGCAAGUCCGGCUUGUGAAUGGAACUGCCCCGUGGAAUGGCGUCCUUGAGGUGUUGUUCGAAAGAACAUGGCGCACAGUCUGUAGAAAGAAGUUUAGGAAACAAGAUGCACAGGUGGUCUGCAGGAUGCUGGGCUUCAACACGUCGCAAGUUUAUACCGCGUCCCUAUAUAGGUACAGUAUGAACUUCAACAGGAUCAGGUUUGACAACCUGGGGUGUACAGGCAACGAGACCAGCUUAGAUAAGUGUAGUCAUAGAGUCCACACCUGCCGCUAUUUCUGGGCCUCCGGGUCCACUGUCAUUGGUAUCACCUGCAACUCACGAAACAUACAGGUGAGAUUGAGGACCAUGCAACCUAACAGACGUCAUGUACACAUAGACAUCGGAGUUGGUCGUUGGGGGCCAGUGUGUGUGUCGUCUAACAACACUGCCAGGGUCGUCUGUAGACAGCUCGGCUUACCAUGGCUUGGUGCCAGGACGUUUCUAGAUAAAUACUUUACGGUCCCUGGUGAUUUGUCAUCUUGCCUUGGCAAUGAGACUAGCAUCGCUGAGUGUCAGCAUGAGGUGUCUAUUGACGGAGACUGCCCGGAUUACAACAUCACUUGCACUGACUCUCUUGUCAACAUCAAUACAAACAGUAGCAGAUAUCCUUUAAUGGAGGAAAAAAAUGCUACUUUAAAGUGUGAGAGCAAUAGCGCGUCUGAUUAA
Molecule: messenger RNA, 913 nt
Organism: Pomacea canaliculata
Lineage: Eukaryota; Metazoa; Mollusca; Gastropoda; Architaenioglossa; Ampullariidae
Product: deleted in malignant brain tumors 1 protein-like
Exons: 6
Coding region: 140-913 (257 amino acids)
Cellular component (GO): membrane
Source: RefSeq, a predicted model, not a curated record